This is a messenger RNA of Osmia lignaria (orchard mason bee), 3995 nucleotides long. Its product is annotated as ATP-dependent DNA helicase Q5. NCBI's taxonomy places the organism in Eukaryota, Metazoa, Arthropoda, Insecta, Hymenoptera, Megachilidae. The record is from RefSeq and is a predicted model, not a curated record. Gene Ontology annotation, cellular component: cytoplasm; chromosome; nucleus. Gene Ontology annotation, biological process: double-strand break repair via homologous recombination. Gene Ontology annotation, molecular function: four-way junction helicase activity; ATP binding; nucleic acid binding.
UUUUCAGGGCACAAAUGGAAGACCCCUUGAAAAUGAGGACAUGUCCAGUUUUGCUUCUCAGUUUUCUUGGGCAGUAAGUUGGGCAGUUAUUCCUCUUGACUUUUAAGUUCUUGACAAAUACUUUUAUUAGUUUAAUAAAAUAUGUAACAAUGAAAUAUGAUGAAACAAGUUUAACAAAAGUUUUGCAGUGGGUAUUUGGUCAUGACAACUUUCUAAAUGCCGUUCAAAAAGAUGCUACUGUUGCUAUCGUUGAAGGUGGACAAUCUGUAUGCAUAUCUAUGCCUCCAGGCUUAGGUAGAUCUCUUUGUUUUCAAUUACCAGCCAUUGUACAAGGCAAAGUUGCUAUUAUUCAUUCACCAAAAUUAUCUUUCAUGAAGAAAGAAGUAGAAUUUUUAAGAAGUAAGCAGAUUAAUGCGUGUUUGUUACAUCAAACUUUAUACCCAAGUAAAAGACGAAGUAUUUUAGAGAAUUUAAUAUCAGGUUCCCCUACUAUACCAUUAUUGUAUGUUACUCCAGAUAUAGCUCUACUAGCAUAUUUUCAGAAGCUUAUAUUUGAAUUAAAAAGACGUAAGAAAUUAUCUUACAUUGUGUUUAAUGAAGCACAUUAUUUAAGUAAAUUAGGAUAUGAAUAUACUUCUAAUUAUACAAGAAUAAGUGCAGUUCGUAAAAUAUAUGAUGGCAUUCCAAAAAUUGUAGUAACUACAACAGUUACCAAUGAGGUAAUCAAAGACAUUUGUGAAGUAUUAGCGCUAAAAAAUCCAAAGAUAUUUAUAUUAGCAGCGCAAAAAAUCAAUGUAGUCUAUGAUAUAUGGUUUUUAGAUGUUCUUCCUGAUCCAUUUGAGCAUCUUAAAAACUUCAUCGUGGAAGUACUAGGGUUUUUAGGAACAAGUAUUCAGAAGGUUCUGCAAAAAGGUUGUGCCAUUAUCUAUUGUAGGGAGGUAGCAACUGCAGAAUUAUUAAAGAAUAAGUUAAAUGCUUCUGGCAUAUCCACGCUUGCGUACCACCAUAAGUUGACUCGUGGCAAGCAGCGUAAUAUCGAGAAUAAGUGGAUAUCCGGUGAUGCUUAUGUUAUUACUACAACAUACAGUUAUGGAUUCAUUUAUAAGAAAUCAAUUAGAUGCACAGUGUAUUGGACAGUACCUGAAAAUAUUUCCAAGUAUUAUAGAGAAUCAAUGCAAAACCGUUCGGAUAAUAAUUUGUCGCAUUGCAGAAUAUAUUUUAGCGUGAAGGAAUAUUUGUCGGUGAAAAUGGCUAUCGAAAAUCACGAUGUAAUAAACGAUUCAGAGCAUAUAAAACAAAGAUUAAAAGAAUACGAAAAAUUAAUAUCCUAUUGCCUUUUAGUAAAAUGUCGUCACGUGGUUAUUAGUCAAUAUUUUGGGCGUGUAAUACCCCCUUGCAAAAGAAAUUGUGAUGUCUGUAAGGAUGAAGAGAUAGUAGAAGUAAGAACCGCUAAAUUUCUCGUAUUUUCUGAAGGUAGGGAGGGAAUAAAAUACAACAGUUGUGAGAUAAGUGAAGACUUGCCAAUUAAAGAGACUAAUUGUGAGGAAUUAAAAGUAAAAGACAAUAAUAAACAGAUCGUGCAAUAUAAUGACAAAACUAGUCAGGAAGGCACAGUACACACGUGUACAUACACAUCGCAAUCUUUAGUGGAUAAGAAUAACGUAAGGAAAGAUGCGACGUCACCAGAACUAGGUUCCUCUUCACGCAAGAUCAUAAAACAACCAGUAAAACGAAAAAAUUCUAUCAAAAGUCCUAACAGAAAAAGAAUUAAGGUUUUGAAAAUUACUAAAAUGAAAGUAGGCGGAAGAAGCGAUCUCAUUCCAAGGAGAGACUCCCCUGAAGUCGUUGUCGCUGACACCAAAUACCAACAGAAAUUAAAUUCUGAUAAUAAACCAAGCAUUGAAAUACAAAAAGUUACGGAUAAAAAGGCUGUUAUGAAACAGUCUAUGAAACCCCUUAAGAAUAAUUCAAACGCGAGCGAGUCGCGUGAUAAAGCAAUAAUAGAAUAUUUAAUGGAUAAGUAUAAUUUAGACAGACAAUCAAUAACAUUAGAAAUAAAAAAAAAGUGAAGUUAACUAAUAAUAAUAUAUAAUAAUAUAUAAAUAUGAAACUAAAAUUAUUUUUAUAUGUAAUAAAAAGCUAUUUGAAAUGAUAUUGCUGUCGGUUGUUAACCAUUGCAAUAAUAUAUAAAUAUAUCGUUAAUAUUAUUUUUAUGAUAUCAUUAUGGAAGGUGAUUUUUUUAAAUAGAUUGAUUUGUAUCGCAUCGGUGCUAGACGCAAACUGGGUCGACGAGUUAUACUCGUAAAACGUCAAACUUGCUCAUUCACGCAACAGGUGAUAUAACUCGUAUUUGAGUCUUUGGAUUUUCUUACCAACACCCGGAUGAUGCACUCCUGUGUCUUUAGACCUGUCUGUCACGUUCCAGUUUUCAAAAAUGUCCUUAUUUGAAGUUGCAUGUGUUCGGCCAAAUUAGAAUGUUUUAGAACGUUCAAACGCGAAACAAGGGUGUUUCUAUGUCACUAAUAAUGAGUAAGAUGCAUAAUUUCAGUAAAGGUAUUGAACAAUUUCACAACCCUCCAGAGGAGCACAGUUUGAGAAUCACUGGACUAUCUGGGAAAGGAUCAAAUCUAUUCCACAUGCAACAUCAACCAAAUAAUAAUGUCAAGUAGCAAGAGGAUAAGAUACAAGAAAAGGAAGCAUUCGAACCAGUAAAAUUGCAGGAUUGAAUGAAACAAUCCCGAAGAUGUUCCAAGAGUCCUGUUUCCUGGAUGCGGCAAACCGGAAUCACCCAACGGGAGCAGCUACGUCGGCAGUUGCACGACAAUUGGCAAUCGGUCGAAAAUAAUAGGCAGGCGGUCGCUUGGAGAGGGAGAGCUUUUUGGCUCGGUUAGGCUGCACCAGGGAUAGAAACGGCGUGAGGUCAGAAGAAAGAGGAACGGGCGUGCUUAUCGUGCAUCGUCUCCAACUACCUCGAAACGCUUCUCCACGGUAAGCUAAGCCUGAACCGUGUCCCUCCACCCGGCCGUACUUCUCAACAUGCCUCGACCAAGAGUACCUCAGCUGACGUUCGCAAAAACAUCAUCGCGACACGUGUAUCGUCGUCUUCUACCCUGCUUUUACCCGCAGGAUCAUCGUUUUCCUAAUUUCGUUUCUCACUCUGCCAGGGGUGUAUCGGUCAAUCUGACCAAUUCGUCAAACGGCUUAUUCGUGACGGCUUUCAAAUGAAAUUGUAAUUCAUCUGUGUCCAGACUGCCAAGAUUUUUCAUACAUAUCAAACGUGUUUUCGUCUAUAGUUUGCUACUUAACGAGUUAAGUACAUCGUGUUACCAAUUUGGCGUAUUGAUCCUCUAUGCAAGUCAUUCUGUUUUCACGAUCGUACUUCUUUCUUUUAAUUAUGCUCAACUGAAGUAUCAACUGCGUUUUAAUUAACAAAUGAAGUACCUUUGGAUCUUUUUAAUUGAUGGUCAAUAUUCAUAUUUCCACCAGAAAAGAUUAAUUUUAUGCGACCUCACAUGUUAAUGUGUCUGAAAUGUCUGCACGAUUUGGAUUUCGUUUUAUUUCUGUAUGGGUUUCUACAAAAUAUUGGGGGGGUUCGUAACGACAAAAAUUUGGAUAUUCCAGGUCUCAUUCAGUGACGUCAUACAGUCUUUGACGUAAAUGCUUCGUAGCUGGUAAUCGAAGAGAACCUGACAACACUCUGACCACUUGAGACGAGUUCGAUUUUUUAAACGUUCCUUCCCGCGCUCUUCGAGUGAGUCAAAUAUAGAUCAUUAAAUUCGAUAAUACUCUGGUCUUGUCCCAGUAAUCUCUUUUUGUUAUCGAGGGACCUUAACACAGCGCGAAAGAAAAGAAAUGGAAAGCACAAAAAAAAAAUCAAAUCCCUAGAAUCUCUGUUAUUAACAAAUUACUCGUUAUCAUCAAAGGAAAGACGUUGGCAUAUAGAUCGUUCGGUUCUCAAGAAGAAGGAUUAACAACCGACUGAAAAAAAAAAAAAA